GACGUCAUUGUACUAAAAUAUGAAUCUUUCACGAAUGCUGUCAAAACAAAAGGCAGAGCAGAAUUUUUAUUUUGAUUGUUUGUUUCGCAGUGAUACGCAAAAAUGUCGCAAAUUUCGUCAAAUUUGCUCAGAAAUACCGUUCAAAAUGGGAAAUUUGGUUGCCUAAAGAACUCCAUCCAGUGCAAACACACCGCGGCCAAUCCGUUGGAGAAGAUCCGCGAGCGACUCGAAAGUGGACCCAGUUUCCAGGAUUUCGUUCAGAAUCCCUCGUACAACCGGGAUGACUGGACCGACUACGAAGGAAAAUUGCGGCGGGAGAAGGGCGAAAACGAUCGGCUGCGGUUGCCACCCUGGCUAAAAACGAAGAUUCCGAUGGGGAAGAAUUUUAGCCGCAUCAAGGAUCAGCUCAGGGAGCUCAAGUUGGCCACCGUGUGCGAGGAGGCCAAGUGCCCCAAUAUUGGCGAAUGCUGGGGCGGAGGAGAGCACGGAACGCAGACGGCGACCAUUAUGCUUAUGGGUGACACUUGUACGCGAGGUUGUCGCUUCUGCAGCGUGAAAACGGCACGAGUGCCGCCUCCCCUCGAUCCUGCGGAACCAACAAAUACCGCCUCGGCUAUCGCUUCCUGGGGUCUGGACUAUAUCGUGCUCACAUCGGUGGAUCGCGAUGACUUGCCCGAUGGAGGAUCGAAUCACAUUGCGGCGACGAUCAGGGAAAUAAAACGACAAAAUCCCCGCAUCUUUGUGGAAUGCUUGGCGCCGGAUUUCCGUGGAGAUUUGGAAUGCGUUAAGGUAGUUGCGCAAUCCGGCUUGGACGUGUAUGCCCACAAUAUCGAAACGGUUGAAGCCCUGACGCCAUUUGUGAGGGAUCGACGAGCACGCUAUCGUCAAAGUUUGGAUGUACUGCGAAGCAUCAAAGAAAUCAACCCCAGCAUGAUUACGAAGACUUCGAUUAUGUUGGGGUUGGGCGAGACGGACGAACAAAUCGAACAGACCAUGAAAGAUCUUCGUUCGGUUGGUGUCGACUGUCUCACCCUGGGCCAGUACAUGCAGCCCACCAAGCGCCACCUGAAGGUAAUCGAGUACGUUACGCCGGAAAAGUUCAAACACUGGGAAACACGUGGCAACGAGCUGGGAUUCCUGUACACGGCUAGCGGUCCGUUGGUGCGCAGUUCGUACAAGGCGGGCGAAUUUUUCAUCACCAGCAUUCUCAAGAACCGGGCCGAAGAGGCCGAGAGACGCAAGGAGGCAGCGGGUGGGCAGGACACAAAAACGGAACAGACAUAGGUGAAGUGACGUCAUCGAGAUGGAACAUGGCACGUCUAAAAAAGCAGAAUAGUCAAAGCUUUUGAAAUAAGUCCUUCGUGGAAGAGGAUCGAUCAGAAAGAAAGAAAUAUUUACUGCUGCGUAUAGGUAUUUACCUAUAAAAAAAGCCUUAAAGGUGAAUUAGUUGUUUUUGUUGAAGCUUGAAAAAUGAAUCUAGGAAAAUAGAAAAUAUAUUAUGUAAAUACAAAUAUUUUAAUAAAUGUCUGCUAUUGUGUCUUAGUAACAUAGGAGCUACCCAUUGGAUUCGUGAA
Molecule: messenger RNA, 1574 nt
Organism: Aedes aegypti (yellow fever mosquito)
Lineage: Eukaryota; Metazoa; Arthropoda; Insecta; Diptera; Culicidae
Gene: Las
Product: lipoyl synthase, mitochondrial
Exons: 4
Coding region: 103-1284 (393 amino acids)
Biological process (GO): lipoate biosynthetic process
Cellular component (GO): mitochondrion
Molecular function (GO): 4 iron, 4 sulfur cluster binding; lipoate synthase activity
Source: RefSeq, a predicted model, not a curated record